AUGAGUAUCUGCGCCCCUUCCCCCUGGGAGAAGGCCGGGGAUAACCCCAAAUGGUACCCAAAUGCCUCAGACGUUGUUUGGUGUCAGGAGGAAUCGUUGAAUGAUGAACUGUGGUCAUUUGCCAAGAUUCGCAUGGAGACAAUCCUCGAUACGAUGGACCGGCACAAGGGUCGUUGGUUGCUAUUCACGAGUCGUGAAGCAACUCCAACUGUGGCAACUGGGUUUGCCAAAGAGCAUCGCGCGCAGGAGGAGGCAUUAUCAACAUUCAUGAGACGUUGA
This is a messenger RNA of Penicillium brasilianum, 279 nucleotides long. The record is from the annotation of a GenBank genome assembly. NCBI's taxonomy places the organism in Eukaryota, Fungi, Ascomycota, Eurotiomycetes, Eurotiales, Aspergillaceae.